AUGCUACCUAUCCUCAUCCUCCUCCUCCAAUUAGGGGCAUGCGUCCUCGGUGCCACAAUUUCCGCGAGGUCCACCUCCGAAAAACAAGAGCAUGUGGGAUGGCAGCGGGAGCCAGAUACUCGUGGAACAUUAAGCAUCCUCCGCACCUGCGGCAUCACACUCGCCCUAUGCGUCUGGACAGCCAUCCAUCCCGACAUAAUUGUGGACGGUACCAUCUACAAACGUCUUCUAAAGAAGCUCCAAAUGUCAUUCUAUGCGCUUGUGACGCCCGAGGAGGUCUUGAAGUCAGCCUUGAAACAGUGGGGCGAUGCACGACGGCUUCACCGCGCACUUGUCGCUGUGACCAUCAUCACCGAGAAGAUGCAAGAAAGGCCCAAUGCCAAGAAAACCGCGCAAGAGGAGAUCAAUAAAAGCUCAAUCUCGAUGAAGGUAGCCUACUUUGUCGUUACCGGCGGCUUCGUAAGAACCGACGGCUGCAAGAAGUCCAUCAGCUGCUCGGAGUUCUUCCACGCCUUUGUCGAACGCCCUUCCGAAGUAUCGCGCAUGGUCAAGGAGGCGGAUAUCGUCGAUAAGGGGAAGGCAAACCUACUCGCAAAGCUCAUCGUUUGUGCCCAGGGAAGCUGGUUCGUGCUCCAUCUUCUCGGCCGGCAGCUGGCCAGGCUGCCGAUAGCGCUUUUGGAGGUGCAUGUAGCGAUCCAUAUCCUCAUUGCGGCGGUCAUCUAUUUGCUGUGGUGGAAUAAGCAGUUGGAUGUGAACGAGCCGAUCAUACUUCCCCUGGGCCUCUUGGGAUGCGGUGUACAGGAAGAGACCUGGGGGAAGGCGGUGUCGGAUGCGGUGGCGCCGAGAAAUGGAAUUGGGAGUUGGGGGAUUUGGGGGUGGCUCGACUUGAUGGCGCCAGAGGAACCAAAGGAGAAAGAAGAAGACGAGAAGUGGAAGAAGGCGGUAGAGGAAAUAGAAAUCUGUAAGCGGAAUGGAAUAUCUUCCUCCACAGGUGCGGGAGUAAGACCCCGGGAAGUCAGCGCAAUGGAGCACCAGAGACCCGGCGAUAGUCAGGGAAAUCAAGAGGAAACAAGCCCCUACCUACAGCCCGACCCAAACGGGGACGACGCCCAGGGCAUGAGGUUCAGCGGGGUCACACUUGUUCACUCCGGCGGGGAAAUCCCACCUCUCUCCUCCCCUGCAGUAAGGUCUAUACGCCACGACAAACCACAAAUCAUACCCAGCCCCAAUGGCACAACAACUACAACGGAACGCUUUCUCGCCUGCAUCUUCUACAUCGCCUACGCCGGGCUCCACGCCACCGCGUGGAACUCCGACUUCCCCUCCCCCGCUGAGGGGUGGGUCUGGCGCGGGUCUUGCCUCGCUGUCGGGACCGUUCCAGUGGUGCUGUUCCUUGGGUCCUUGUCGAGAGGGCUCGAGAGGCGGUUGAAGAUUACUCCGGGAAGGUCGGGAGGGAGAGAGUUGUUCGGGUGGAUGUUGUGGGCUAUGAGUAUCGUGGCGGCCGGUGCGUUGUUGAUAUUGUCGUUUAUGAGCUUGAGACAUAGCGACAAGAUGGUGUUUCAAACGGCCAAGUGGGCGGCAGACAUUCCACACUUUUAG
Morchella importuna is the source of this 1599-nucleotide messenger RNA. RefSeq lists its product as uncharacterized. The record is from RefSeq and is a predicted model, not a curated record. NCBI's taxonomy places the organism in Eukaryota, Fungi, Ascomycota, Pezizomycetes, Pezizales, Morchellaceae. The transcript has a single exon. The coding region runs from base 1 to 1599 and encodes 532 amino acids.